CAGGUGGAUCACUGGCCUGCAGAGGAUGCCCCGUAGCUGGAGUCGAGCUAAUUCCCCAAAGCAACCAGCAGGAGGCACCGCGGGGUAUGAUCCUGUGAGAUGCCAAGUGUCUUCAAGCCCAAGUAAACUUACUUGAAGUGGAAGGUGCUCAGUGCUCCCCCUGCUGGUGCCAAGACAGCAUGAAGGAGAAAGCCACCUGACUCCAAUACAGAGGGGACAAGUGUCUGACUUGGCGUGGUGGAGGAAGGGCAGUGGAGGAAAUACAUUGAGACUAGGAACCUGACAGAAGCUGGGGCCAUGCAUCAUAAAAUCAUAAACAAAUUGAUGGGAUAGAGAAGAAAUAAAAGUAGAGAGGUCCAAAAUGAAGGGAGAAGAGAAGGCAACUUCACAGAAGAGGGGAGGAAGAAGGAAAUGGGAGCAGCAAGCCCAGCUGAGCAAAUCAGAUCUGGAGUCUCUAAGUCAAGUCAUCUGAAGGUGCAGGGAUGGGGCCCUUUUUGAGCACAGCAGAAGAAUGGGACUGACUCAGUUUUUCAUCCUACCUUGCAGAACACAUUCAUAGCAUAAACAAUACAGCUAUACUUUACAAGGAAACAAAUUCAACCCUGGACUAAGACCGAGCAUGAGAAGUUCCAGGCUGAAUGUUGGGGGAAAUGAUACAUGACUGAAACAGGGGGAUUUUUAAUGCCAAUUGUAAUGACAGAUUAUAUGAAACAGCUGGUCAAAUAGAAUGAGGAACGAGUUAGUUGGCAUUUGAUGCAAUAAUAAAAAUAGACACCCUGCAAACGUUGGCAGAACCAAGCAAUCCUCAAGAAGUCUGGACACAAAAAAGAAAUGGACUGGAAUCUGAUCACUGCAGCUGUUUAGGCUUUCAGUGCACGGGAAAUAUGGUCGAUUUACGAAACUUCACCCAGAUAUUGGAAGAUGUUUUCAAAAACACAUUUCUUAACUACAUGAAUAACUGGCGCCAGAACAUGACAGCGGAACAAGAUGCACUGCAAGCAACAGUUGAUGCGGAAAACUUUGAUUUCGUUAUCUUGUAUCUCAUGGUAAUGAUUGGAAUGUUCUCCUUCAUUAUUGUGGCUAUCCUAGUGAGCACGGUGAAAUCAAAGAGGAAAGAGCACUCUAAUGACCCAUAUCACCAGUACAUUGUUGAUGAUUGGGGUGAAAAAUAUAAGGGCCAGAUUCUGAAUCAAGACGACUUGAAGUGCAUGAUCCAUGAAAACAUCAGUGCAAGGGACAAAACAACCCCUGGAUCGCCUUGAUUUCUUGGAGAUAGCACCAGUGAACACACCAGAAAGUCAUGUAUGUAAUGUAAUGUAAUGUUUUCACUAGGAUUCUGAAUUGCCAUCACAUUGUCUGAUAAAUACCCAGAGGUGUCUACGUACAGAUCGUUCCUGAGAAAUUAAAUCUACUGCUUCACUGUGAGAUUUUUGGGUGAGGCUACUUAGUCAGCCACCCGAGAAAGAAACGUAUUCAUACUCUAUUUUGAUUUUCUAUUCUGCUUGACACUUGAGAAGCAUGAAAACACCUCACAAAAUUUUCCCCCAAACUAUAGGCAGAUUUAAAAUCUGGAUGCGGAUCUGACUCUGAAUAUCCCAUAUCAAAAUAACGGACAAAACCAAAUCCCCAGAUCUGAAGACGUGAACUUCAAGGUGCUCAAAAUCUGGAUCAUGAUCCAACCAGGGCAGCUGGAGCUCAUCU
Molecule: messenger RNA, 1701 nt
Organism: Gopherus evgoodei (Goodes thornscrub tortoise)
Lineage: Eukaryota; Metazoa; Chordata; Testudines; Testudinidae
Gene: KCNE2
Product: potassium voltage-gated channel subfamily E regulatory subunit 2
Exons: 8
Coding region: 885-1262 (125 amino acids)
Biological process (GO): regulation of heart rate by cardiac conduction; membrane repolarization during action potential; potassium ion export across plasma membrane
Cellular component (GO): membrane
Molecular function (GO): voltage-gated potassium channel activity involved in ventricular cardiac muscle cell action potential repolarization; transmembrane transporter binding; delayed rectifier potassium channel activity
Source: RefSeq, a predicted model, not a curated record